AUGGAGCAAACAACUCCUGUUGCAGAACGUUGGCUCAGGUUUCAAUACGGCAAUGUUCAUGAUCAGUUACAAAUGUGGAUGAAAGACUUGCCUAUUCAAGAUACUAUUGAAGAUGAAAAAAUGGACAAAAUUCUGAAAUUCCUAGCUGGUUAUCUUUCCUUUGAGAACUGGAACCGGAUCGAAGAUGCCUUGCCGACUCUUACCGAUCAUCGCACCGAGAACGAGAUCAAAGAGACCAAAGAAAGCAUCAUACGGAUUCUUAUCGAAGCCUUUUCAGCCAAAGAGGUCAUCGAGAUGUGUUCCAAAGUGAAAUAUUGGCUGGUGUAG
Talaromyces stipitatus ATCC 10500 is the source of this 327-nucleotide messenger RNA. RefSeq lists its product as uncharacterized. The coding region runs from base 1 to 327 and encodes 108 amino acids. The record is from RefSeq and is a predicted model, not a curated record. NCBI's taxonomy places the organism in Eukaryota, Fungi, Ascomycota, Eurotiomycetes, Eurotiales, Trichocomaceae. The transcript has 2 exons.